Messenger RNA from Loa loa (African eye worm), 642 nucleotides. RefSeq lists its product as hypothetical. Lineage: Eukaryota; Metazoa; Nematoda; Chromadorea; Rhabditida; Onchocercidae. The record is from RefSeq and is a predicted model, not a curated record. The coding region runs from base 1 to 642 and encodes 213 amino acids. Gene Ontology annotation, molecular function: DNA helicase activity; DNA binding; hydrolase activity, acting on acid anhydrides, in phosphorus-containing anhydrides. Gene Ontology annotation, biological process: establishment of sister chromatid cohesion. The transcript has 4 exons. Gene Ontology annotation, cellular component: nucleus.
AUGGCAGAAUUUUUAUUUCCAUUCGAACCAUAUGAUAUCCAGGUCUCAUUAAUGCGAACUAUUAUUUCGUGUAUUAAUGAAGGAAAAAUUGGAAUAUUAGAAUCACCGACAGAUGAAGAUGACUGGUUGAACGCCCAUAUUACGAAGGUUAAAGCUGUCGAGGAUGCGAAGGAACUUUUCAAUGAGCUUGAAAAUGAUAAGAAAAUAAAUGAGCGUAUUCAAAAAGCACUGGGAAACUUGAAGGUUGAACGAAAACGGAAAUUACUGGGUGAUAAGGAUGUUGAGGGAAAAAACGAUGACGAAACAGACGAUAUACUGGAUGAAGAUUUUACAAAUGAUCAGCUUGCAAGUAAAGUUCCGGAAGAGCCGACUCCGACCUGUACAAAAAUAAUUUAUGCUACACGAACACAUUCUCAAUUGUUACAGUUUGCCGAAGAAAUCAUGAAAACACGAUUUCAACCAAGAGUAGUAACGCUGGGAUCGAGACAACAUUUAUGCGUCAAUGAAUCAGUUCGUGCCUUACAGAAAACGAGUCUUAUGACAGAACGAUGCAACGAAUUACGUGAUAUUAAAGCCUCGGAAAAACGUCAAAAAGAUGACGAUGACAAAGUACUCUUUCUUUCCUUCUUAAUCAUAAUUUGA